Molecule: messenger RNA, 3345 nt
Organism: Lytechinus pictus (painted urchin)
Lineage: Eukaryota; Metazoa; Echinodermata; Echinoidea; Temnopleuroida; Toxopneustidae
Product: transmembrane protein 184C-like
Exons: 8
Coding region: 556-2088 (510 amino acids)
Biological process (GO): transport
Cellular component (GO): membrane
Molecular function (GO): transporter activity
Source: RefSeq, a predicted model, not a curated record
CCGAAGAAGUCAACUAAGAUUUUAGGAACUACUGUCGAUUCUAUUGAAUCUCAAUCAGCUAGACUUAGUUUCUAAAGUUUAAGUACCUUGCAGUUGAUAAGUGUAUCGUGCUAAUGUAAAUAGACUUCUGGGAUGUUUGGUUUGAUAAGAGAAGUUAGAGGGGUGUGUGUAUGUAAAGCGAUAAGAGAGAUGAGAAACACCGAUAUUUAGUGGAGUUUGGUCAAUAUGAGCAUACUGUUAAUUGCAAUGCUACAUUAGCAUAUUGUCCGAAAUAUAUACAUGGGACAUAUUUUGGGCAAUUUACCCGUUUAUAGAAAGUGAUAACAUGUUUUCAUCUUAAGGACAAGGGGGGAAGGAGAGACUUUUUAAAUUCUUCGGCAACAGAAAGCAGGCAAGUUAUGAUCCAAUGAUUGGCGUGAGCUUUUCCUCUUCGGACUAACAAGAAACAAAUGAAGAAGUACUAUAUUGGAAUGUACUUAGUGUGUCGCGGUCUUUCAUUUCGCAACUGAACCGUGAACUUCAAUUAGUCCUGCUCUUUGCUCAAAGAAUUUCAAGAUGGCGGUCAAUUGCUCUAAACUCUGCGGAAGCUGCUUAGGAGGGGAAUGGAGAAAACACUCUCAGAAGAUUUUUCUGGCCGUCUAUUUAGUAAUCGCAAUCGUAGCGUUUGCUCUGACAAUAUGGGAGACCGUCGUCACCUCUAUGAAUUCUGAUGAUCCGGUAAACUAUCUUUGGUUUGUUGCUGGGAUAUCGGCACAACUCGCUACCGCCAUCUCAUUUUGGAAUAUCUUCAAUCACCUGGUUUAUUACUCAAAACCAAGCCAACAGAAAUAUAUAGUCAGAAUGCUAGGUAUUGUUCCCGCUCAUAGUAUCAAUUGCUGGUUUUCGAUCAAGUUCGUUAAGUCGGCCAUCUAUCUGGAUACGAUACGAAAUUUCUACCAGGCUGUUGUUAUCUACUGCUUUAUGUCUCUUCUAUUGGUUUACCUGAACGAAACAUUCGACGAUCUGGAGAAAAUCCUCAUCAGCAGACCGAAAUUUAAACCACAACCACCGUGCUGCUGUGUAAAAGCCGUCCCAAACAAAAGAUUAAUUGGAAGAUGUCGAGCCGGUGUUCUUAACUAUACUAUACUCCAUCCAAUUAUCACGAUAUUAACUAUAAUAACAACCGUUACAGGCCAUUAUACUGAAGGAAGUUUCAUUGGAUUAUGGAUCUGGUUCGCAAUAAUAGAUGGGGUCUCCCAAGUUUGGGCGAUGUACUGUUUGAUGGUAUUCUAUCGAGCCACAAAGGAGGAACUAGCUGGGUUGCAUCCAAUCAGUAAACUAAUCACAGUCCAGUUAACCAUCUUCGGUGCUUUCUUCCAAUCAUUCAUCAUCGCUCUGGUCAUUGGUCUCAGCAAUCCAAACCUUGAUCCAGAGAACUGGGGCUAUGAUGAUCAGCAGAAACUGCGCUUCUCAAGAUUCAUACAGGAUUUCAUACUUUGUAUUGAGAUGGGUUUAUCAGCAGUGGGUCAUCUCUACGCAUUUCCAUACACGGCCUACAAGGAUGCGGAUAAACCGGCAAACUUCAUGAAAUCCUGCAUCUCCUGUUGUUCAGUCACAGACAUCGCUCAGGAUAUAUCUUCACACGUCAAGAGGUUAUCAUCUAAAAAGCCUAACCUGGCCAAUCAAAUUGUAUACGAGCAGUAUGACGAAGACCAGCCCAAUGUUGAAUUGGAUGACAUGAUGACCAUCGUAAAACAAGGCGAAAGCGUAGGCGAUGCCUCAUCGGAGACGAGGACGACCACCGCUUCAUCCGACAUCGCUAUCAAAGAGGUCGUUGAUGUCGAGGUUGAUGAUAAGAAUUUGGAUGAAAUGGUUGCUGGUGAUGUCGCAAACGGAACGGGACUAAGAACUGUGCGUCAUGAUAGCGGGUCGUACUCGACCAAUGGCAACAGCGUGGCUGGUAAAGACGAGAUCGACCUCGGUGUUGGAAGCAAUGGAACGGUGAAUGAACCGGAUGACGAUGGGCAGGAGGGAGGUGACUUUGACUUGGGACUAUACACACAUACUGUCAGGAGUGAUGUAACAUUCAAUAUGGAAUUCGACGCUUGAUAAUGGACAUUGGAAAUUAUAUGUGCAGGUACUACGAUGACGUGAUGCAUGACGGUGGAGCCAAGAAGGUCUUCAAGAAGGGAAUCUACUUGCUUGAAGGACUAUAUAUUUAGUAUUUUUGUAUGCAAACAUUGGGUAAAGAGAUUUGACUGUUGAGACGAUGAUGGUGACAAAGUCGCUUUUAGAAGUUGAAUGAAGUUCAAUUAUGCGGAAAUAAAAUCAUGAAACAGAAAGCUGCAAACAAGGGUAAAAAAGUAAAAGGCAUAUCAAGGAAACAUGGCCUUUUGAUACAGCUAUAUUCUGAUUUCCAGCUAAUAUUUGGGAAGAAAUCCCCCUUCUGCGUAUACAUGUAUACCAAGGUUCAUUCGACAUAUUCCUAUUAUUAAAUCAAACUUUGAAAGACAUCUCUGUCAAAUGCCUCCAUCUCCUCUUUGUUUCUAUGUAUUAUUGUCACUAUAGCUUUGCUAUCACCUUUUCCAUUUUUCUUGUAGGUAAUUUCAUAUUUUCUAAUCAAUAUAGACGAGAAGUGAAUCUAUGGUACUACUUUAAUACCGAGAAGUUUUCGCUUUGAACUACCAACAAAAUAAUGACUGGUACUCUUCAAUAAUAAAAAAUAUCCGAAAACUAGAAACAUUGCUUACAACAGCAGAUAUCUUCGUCACCCCUAGUGAAUUACGCGAGCAAGCACAGCGAAGGUGUCAGAAUUUCUAAUUAUCGUUCAAAGAUAUAUAUUUUUGUCAUUGAAAUAAUAAAUCUUUAGAUUUCUCAACCUUCCUGCCAAAUACGACAUAAUUUGAGCUCUCAUUGAGUCAGUUGUUAAAUGUAUAGGGGCCGCGAAAUGAUUUUGAAGGGGGGUGGGGCUGACCAAUCAAAACAAAAAAAUCACAACAAGAAUGUAAUUUUUACGUGUUUUUUUUACACGUUUAUUGAAAAACAAAAGUGAAAUCAAUUCUGCGACCACUAGGGCUGCUGUAUUGAGCAGUCUGCUAAAAAUAAUAAAAUCAAUAAAUAAAAAAAUAAAAUCGGUAGAAAUAUGGCUGUUUAGGGAGUGGGGUAUAGAGCUACAGUCACGAAACUCAAAUAGAGUGGCAGUUAAUUCCAUUUCCUUUUACGAGUGAUGAUGGAUUUUCCGUGCUGGUGCAAAUGAUAUCGUGUGUAAAUGUCUUAUUUCGCGUUUCAAAUGAAUUCCAGUUCACAGCGCUCUCUUUGUCGAUCCAUUUCUUCUACAAUUAAAAAGUAUUUUCAAAGACAUUUGUA